AUGUUACCCAAGCUAUUCUCUCCAAUUAAGGUUGGCAGAUCUCUUUUAGCCCACCGUGUAGUCUACUGUCCCCAAACUCGGCUCAGAGCCAGUUCCGAACACGUCCCAGUCCCACUUAUGGCUAAAUACUAUGAUCAACGCACGACUGAAGGAGGUCUACUUAUCACCGAAGGAGCUUCUGUUUCUGGAAACAUUGGUGGUUACCCUUUUACUCCUGGAAUCUACAACGAGCAACAGAUAGAAGGAUGGCAAGACAUUACUAAAGCUGUACACAACAAAGGCGGCUCUAUCUAUAUCCAACUCUGGCAUCCCGGGCGCGCCACAUCAUCGGCCCUCAUGCCAGGUGGAAAGCCUCCAGUGUCAGCAUCUGCUAUUGCUAUUAAGGGCAAGAACAUGGCCGGUGCUGAUUAUGAAGUCCCUCAUGCUCUCGAACAAGAAGAGAUCAACGAAGUUAUAGAUAUGUUCGCCCAGGCUUCAAAGAACGCAAUUAGCGCUGGAUUUGACGGCGUCGAAAUUCAUGGCGCUAAUGGAUAUCUUAUUGACCAAUUUAUUAACGCGUCCAGUAACACCCGCACCGACAAAUAUGGCGGGUCUAUUGAAAACCGUGGUCGUUUUGCUUUGGAGAUUACUGCUGCUGUUUCCAAGGCUAUCGGAGAAGACCGUACCGGUAUCCGUUUCUCACCUUGGACUGAAUACCAGGAUAUGAUUGACGACACACCUUAUCAGACCUGGGGUUAUCUUAUGGACAAGCUACAAGAGAACCAUCCCGAUCUUGCUUAUAUCCACUUUAUCGAACCUCGCGAUGACUAUCUCAUCCCAGCUGGCGAUCCUAAGCAGCCCACAGAUAAGGAGACAGAUUCUAUCGAACCUUUCCGUAAAGCAUGGAAGGGACCUAUUAUAACUGCCGGAGGAUAUACUACAGAUGUAAAGCGAGCAUUUGAGACCGCAGAGAAAUACGAGAACACCUUGGUUGGUUUCGGUCGUUCAUUCAUUUCCAACCCUGAUUUAGUUUACCGUCUCAAAAAUAACUUGCCCCUUAACCCUUACGAUCGCUCUACUUUCUAUACUCAAGGCAGUGUUGGAUACACUGAUUAUCCCUUUUACAACGAAAAAGACAGCUCUAAUUAA
Messenger RNA from Phycomyces blakesleeanus NRRL 1555(-), 1128 nucleotides. RefSeq lists its product as hypothetical. The record is from RefSeq and is a predicted model, not a curated record. Bases 1 to 1128 code for a protein of 375 amino acids. Gene Ontology annotation, molecular function: FMN binding; oxidoreductase activity. Lineage: Eukaryota; Fungi; Mucoromycota; Mucoromycetes; Mucorales; Phycomycetaceae. The transcript has a single exon.